Molecule: messenger RNA, 1607 nt
Organism: Brachypodium distachyon (stiff brome)
Lineage: Eukaryota; Viridiplantae; Streptophyta; Magnoliopsida; Poales; Poaceae
Product: mitochondrial phosphate carrier protein 3, mitochondrial
Exons: 6
Coding region: 167-1276 (369 amino acids)
Biological process (GO): mitochondrial phosphate ion transmembrane transport
Cellular component (GO): mitochondrial inner membrane
Molecular function (GO): phosphate transmembrane transporter activity
Source: RefSeq, a predicted model, not a curated record
ACAAAUCGCGCAGCCACCGAUCUCCCUCCAUGCGAGGAAGUGGCGGCGAGCCUCACGCUCGGACCGUCUGACGCAGCUCGCCCCGCUCACACAAGGCAGGAGCCACCCCCGGCCCUCUCCCAGAGGAGAAGCACUCGUGGCGAGCGCGAACCAACCCACAGCAGCCAUGGCCGUCUCCGAGAGCUCGCGCAACGCGCUGCUACCCAGCUUCCUUUACGCGGUCCCCGCCGCAGCCACCUCCCCUUUCUCCUCCGCCGCUGGCGUGGCAGGGAGCGGGCUCGUCGUGCCGUCUUCAGCGGCGGUGGCGACGAGGCCGGCGGUCUGGGCGCGGGCGCCGAGCGAACCGUCCGGCAAGAUCGAGAUGUACUCGCCGGCGUUCUACGCGGCGUGCACGGCCGGAGGCAUCGCCAGCUGUGGCCUCACGCACAUGACUGUCACGCCGCUCGACCUCGUGAAGUGCAACAUGCAGAUUGAUCCAGCCAAGUAUAAGAGCAUCUCUUCUGGUUUUGGUGUUCUCUUGAAAGAGCAAGGAGCAAGAGGAUUCUUUAGAGGCUGGGUGCCUACCUUGAUUGGUUACAGUGGUCAAGGCGCGUGCAAAUUCGGUUUCUAUGAGUUCUUCAAGAAGUACUACUCGGAUAUUGCUGGACCUGAGUAUGCAGCCAAGUACAAGACUUUGAUCUAUCUUGCCGGUUCUGCUUCGGCUGAAGUAAUUGCAGAUAUUGCCCUCUGCCCUAUGGAGGCUGUGAAGGUCCGUGUGCAGACACAGCCUGGCUUUGCCAGAGGUUUAUCUGAUGGGCUCCCUAAGUUUGUGAAGGCUGAAGGCUAUGCUGGAUUGUAUAAGGGAAUUGUUCCGCUCUGGGGUCGACAAAUCCCAUACACUAUGAUGAAGUUUGCCUCCUUUGAGACUAUUGUUGAGAUGAUCUACAAGUAUGCCAUUCCUGCCCCCAAGAGUGAAUGUAGCAAGUCUCUCCAGCUUGGAGUGAGCUUUGCAGGAGGUUACGUUGCUGGAGUGUUCUGCGCAAUAGUUUCGCACCCAGCUGACAACCUUGUUUCAUUUCUCAACAAUGCUCAGGGCGGAACCGUCGGAGAUGCAGUGAAGAAGCUUGGUUUGUGGGGGCUCUUUACACGUGGACUCCCUUUGCGUAUCGUGAUGAUUGGUACUCUCACCGGAGCCCAGUGGGGUAUCUACGAUGCUUUUAAAGUCAUGGUUGGACUGCCAACUACUGGUGGAGCUGCUCCACCACCUGCUGCUGCUGGAGAGCAGCUGAAGGCCUGAGACUUGAUUAUAUAUAUACUAUAUAUAUCUAACACCAUUUUUUGGCGCCAAGUUGGACGAUGGCGAAAUAACUCCUAUUCUUCCUUCUAAAAGCUAUUGAAUACCUUCAGGAAUGCUUAAUUGCAACUCUGGUAGCAAUCUCAGACGAGCCUGAAGCUCCUGAGUCUGUGUUAAUUAGAAGUUGAGACAGUUUAGGAACAAUUUUCGGUAGAUGAUCGCCUGGAAACCUUGGUAGCAUCCUCCCUGUUUCUUUUUGGUUUAUAUCCCCGGUCUGGCAGUAAAAAUUGCAAUAAAGUCAAGUUAUACUUCGUUGCGUUGUUGUGCUUUGGCU